Messenger RNA from Rotaria socialis, 903 nucleotides. Lineage: Eukaryota; Metazoa; Rotifera; Eurotatoria; Philodinida; Philodinidae. The record is from the annotation of a GenBank genome assembly.
AUGAACAAAGUUAAUCCUAGCCAACAAGAAAUCGCUAUGACAUCAAGACAAGAACGAUUAACAACUGCUGCUUACCAACAAGACCGCAUGGCAAGUGCUGAAGAAGGUAUUGGAGCCUGUGGUUGGGUUCUGGUCAUAUUAUCUUAUAUACUUUGUGCAUUAACAUUUCCAUUCUCACUUUGUUUUAUUAUCAAGGUUGUACAAGAAUAUGAACGAGCAGUUAUUAUGCGUCUUGGUCGAAUUCUUCCUGGUGGUGCGAAAGGUCCUGGCUUAUUCUUUGUUCUACCUUGUGUUGAUUCAAUAAUUAACAUUGAUUUACGAACUGUUACUUUCAAUGUUCCUCCUCAAGAAAUUCUUACACGAGAUUCAGUGACAGUUUCGGUUGAUGCUGUUGUUUAUUUCCGAGUAUUUAAUCCUGUAAUGAGUGUAACUAAUGUUACAGAUGCAUCUACUUCAGCACAAUUACUUGCAGCUACAACACUUCGAAAUAUUUUAGGUACGAAAACGUUACAUGAAAUUUUAACUGAACGUGAAACUAUUGCGCAUUUAAUGCAAACUCAUCUUGAUGAAGGAACUGAACCAUGGGGAGUGAAAGUUGAGCGUGUUGAAAUAAAAGAUGUUCGGUUGCCUGCCAGUAUGCAACGUAGUAUGGCUGCUGAAGCUGAAGCUGGUCGAGAGGCUCGUGCAAAACUCAUAGCCGCUGAAGGUGAACAAAAAGCAUCUCGAUCAUUAAAGGAAGCGGCUGAUAUAAUUAAUGAGAGUCCAAUUGCAUUACAAUUACGUUAUCUUCAAACAUUAACAACUGUAUCAGCUGAAAAGAAUUCAACAAUCGUUUUUCCAAUACCUAUCGAACUUUUACAAUUAGUAAAAGCUAGAGGCUCUGGUGGAUCUUCAACUUUUUGA